AUGUCGCCUGGGAACAUCCUCUGCUCGUCUUGGCUGAUCGUCGUCGUUUUAAAUAGCUUCGUUAAAGCUGACUCGAAUCCGCCUUCAAUUGUAGGCACUUGCCAUGCCAUCGCCGAUGCUAUUUCCCCCGAAUCGAGCGUAUAUUAUCCUGGGUCGACCAAUUAUACUAAUGAUGUAGAGCAUUUUAUGGUGUCGAGUAGCCAGAACGCAACAUGUUCCGUUGAGCCUGGCAGUGUUUCCGAUGUCGCAGUCAUUUUGCGAUUGUUGGGGCAAAAUCGGAUACCCUUUGCAGUGAAAGGUGGCGGUCAUUCCUCGAACCUUGGCUUCUCUUCAACAACUGGCGUCCAAAUCGCUAUGACGAGAUUCUCCGAAAUCUUGUAUAGUGAAGAGACCUUGGCAGUCGACAUUGGCGCGGGGGUCCGUUGGGAAACUGUCUACACAACCUUGAAUGCAAUCAAUCGUACCGUGUGCGGAGCCAGAGCGGCCGGCGUUGGCGUUGCAGGUCAAACUUUAGGAGGCGGAGUGAAUUGGUGGUCAAAUCAGUACGGGGAGACUAUUGAUAGUGUGGUCGCAUAUGAACUCGUGUUGCCGAACGGAACUGUCACGACAGUGACGGAGGCAAACGAAGAUCUUUUCUUUGCCCUAAAGGGUGGCUAUAAUAACUUUGGAAUCGUGACCAAGUUCUCGUUCCGAACGUACGAACUUGGUAAAAUAUGGGCCGGGGAGCUACUCAUUCCGGGAGAGUCGCAGAACGCUCUCAAUACUGCCGUCGCGAAUUUUUUCUCAAAAACAACCGACCCGAAGGCUACCAUUGUCACACAAUAUAGGUAUCUGAACUCUACCUUGAGCUUCGAGAUUACUGUCUUCUACGAUGGUCCGAGUCCACCAGCUGGCAUCUUCGACGAAAUUUUGGCUAUUCCGAAGCUGCACGGCACUCCUGCCACACUCGACUUUAUACAGAUGCUAAACUUUGGAAGUCCUACCGCAUCGGGUACUCGCUUUGCCUUUGACGAUACCGAAGUUCAAAGCUUCUCGAAGUCAUUUUUGGAUUCCAUCGCAAACGAGACUGCGUUUGUAGGGCAGGCUCUGGAACCCCUCUCCGCAACUCUGGUCAUGUUCAUGAUCUGGCAAAACCUUCCUGACUACCUAUCACACGGUCUAGAGUCCGCUUGGCCUGCGGACCGCUCUUCAUUCCAUGCACCGAUCAACAGCUGGGCUUUGUGGGACGAUGCUGGUGCCGACAAGAGCAUCUUGGCUGGCUUGCAGGCUGGCGGUGACCGCCUGGCUAGAGUUGCCAUUGCGGAGGGGCAGAAUCUCACGGGGGCAUCAUUGUAUCCGAACAUCGUACCAGCAGACACGCCGCUCCAGGCCAUGUACGGCUCCCACAUCGAGAGGCUACAUGCUAUCAAGCAGAGGUAUGACCCUAAUAACGUCAUGGGUCUGGCUGGCGGCUUCAAGUUCUAA
Messenger RNA from Heterobasidion irregulare TC 32-1, 1464 nucleotides. RefSeq lists its product as uncharacterized. The transcript is spliced from 11 exons. The coding region runs from base 1 to 1464 and encodes 487 amino acids. Gene Ontology annotation, molecular function: oxidoreductase activity; FAD binding. The record is from RefSeq and is a predicted model, not a curated record. NCBI's taxonomy places the organism in Eukaryota, Fungi, Basidiomycota, Agaricomycetes, Russulales, Bondarzewiaceae.